GAGUUGAGUCCCGCCAUGAAACCAAAACGACGUCGCCGAGGCUCUCUCACUCUCUCUCUGAGAAGCAGCAAUGGCGGAAGUGAAGCGGUGGAGUGUGACCUACACAAAGCACAUGAAGCAGAAGCGCAAGGUUUACCAGGACGGUUUCUUAGAGCUCCACACCUCCACCAAUAAGAUGUUGUUGUUCGACGACUGCGAGAAGCUCUUGGAGUGCAGGAUCUUGAAGAAAGACGAAGCCGUUAGCUCCGGCGAAACACUCACAUUCAAUGCUUUUCUGGUUGAUGUGAACGACGCUGAAUCCGGUGACGGAGAUCAGAAACCUAAACCUGAACCUGGUUUCAGUUCUCGAGAAAACGACAUGAAGUUCAGUGAGAAACGAGCGAAAUCGUGGAAUAAGCCACAGCCGUUUCAGACUCCGGCGCAAAAUAUAAUCAGAGGAAAGAAGCCACUGCAAAAUUUGAGUCCAUCACAGAAUAUUAUCAAAGAGUUCAAGAAGAGGGAACUGCACAAGUAUGGUGCAGCACUUAGUAGUCCAGAGACAGUGACAACUAGCACAACAGAAUGGCAGGCUUUGUACACCACACAGCUAACUCAAAAGGCGAAGAAGUAUCAUGAUGGUUUCUUGCAACUAGCAAUUACUGGGUCUCAUGGAAAGCAGAUACUUCUGUUGGAUUCAAGCAGGAAUCAGUUAGAUAGCAGGUUCCUUAAGAAAGAUGAAGUCAUAGCAUCCGGUGGAUCAAUAGCAUUUGAUGCUCAUUUGGUUGAUAUUGGAGAGCAGGAAGGAGACCAUAAACCUACGGAUUUGCAUCGUAAAGAAAAUAGGCAGAAUAUUGUGGGAGAGGCAAGAAUAAAGCAGGAACAGAGUAAUGGUGUUAUCACUGGUAAAGAUGAUGGAAAAGAAUGGAAGGUCCUAUACACUAAACAAGUAACUCAAAAGGCCAAGAAGUACCAUGAUGGCUUCUUACAGAUCGCAUCUAGUGGCUCCUUUGGAAGACAGGCAAUGCUAUUUGAUGCAACUAGGAAACUCUUGGAAACCAGGUUCCUCAAAAAAGAUGAAGUUAUAAGCUCUGGUGAAUCAUUUGCAUUUAAUGCUCAUUUGGUUGAUGUCGGGGAACCUGAAGGGAAUGAAGCUCAGGUUGAUUUGAAGUCUCAAGGAAAAGAUUGCCAUGUGCAGAAAUCAGGGAAAUUGCAUAGAGAAGAUGAUUGCAUUAUAAUCAAUGAUUUUGAACUAAAAGAGUGGGAAGCUCUAUACACCACUCAGAUCACUCAGAAGUCCAAGAAGUACCAUGUUGGCACCCUCAGACUUGCCUCUUCUGGUUCUUUCCGUAAGAAGAUUACUUUACUUGGUGAAGAUAAAACCAUACUGAGCAAUAAGUAUGUUAGUUUGUCAGAAGAUAUAAACACAGGAUCUACUCUUGAGUUACCAAAAUACUUGGUGGAGGUUGGUAUUCCAUGUGCAAUUGCUGGAGGUGAAGGAACAACUCUCAACAAAGCUUGUAUAAAGAAACCUUCAGACUCAAGGUUUAGCAUCUCUAGUGUAGAGGAAACAAAAUUAAGCAGAGGAGUCUACAGAAACAAUCCUUUAUGUGAUGGUGAAGAAAACUCUCAGAACAAAGCUUGUUCGAAGAAAGCCUUAAACUCAAGUUUUAGCAUCUCUAGUGUAGAGGAAACAAAACCAAGCAGGGGAGUCCCUACAAACAAGCUUCUACGUGAUGCCCAUCAGAUAUUGUCCUUUCUCCAAAACCCUAUGGCUCAGGAGAGUGUAGCUUCACGUCAAGCUAACAGCACCGAAAAACCAGUUUCCUCAACUAAGGGGUCUCAAGUUUCAGAUGCUAUAAUGGUGGAUAUCUCUGAAGAUGUUCGGCCAGCAGAAUCACAAUCAUCAGAACCACAUAACAGAUCAGUUGAAAAUAAAGAACCAGGCAAUACUAUGGAAAUUGGAAUUAAAGCAAUGUCCAGCGGUUGUGGCAGUCAAUUAGCUGAGGGUAUAGACAUCAAAAACUCCCACCAGCUUCAUUCAGACCAUGUUGAAGCCGACACUGCACGUCAUAACAGAGAAUGUGUUUCUGAUGAAUCAAGAUCAAGUUCUUGUUUUUCUCAUGAUGCUGCUGACGACGAGAAGAUUGUAUCCCAGGAGCCUAGUUGUGCAAGGAACCAAGAAUGCCCAAGUUUUGAACUAGAAUUCCCUAGUUUUGAUCUUGGAUUUUAACCAACCUAGAAGUUUCAUUUGUAUACUUACCUUGUGAA
Molecule: messenger RNA, 2247 nt
Organism: Rosa chinensis
Lineage: Eukaryota; Viridiplantae; Streptophyta; Magnoliopsida; Rosales; Rosaceae
Exons: 16
Coding region: 71-2209 (712 amino acids)
Biological process (GO): double-strand break repair
Cellular component (GO): nucleus; site of double-strand break
Source: RefSeq, a predicted model, not a curated record